AUGUCUGGACGCGGCAAGGGAGGAAAGGGACUCGGAAAAGGAGGCGCCAAGCGUCACCGUAAAGUUCUGCGUGAUAACAUCCAGGGAAUCACCAAGCCCGCCAUCCGCCGUCUGGCUCGUCGUGGCGGUGUGAAGCGUAUCUCUGGCCUCAUCUACGAGGAGACCCGCGGUGUCCUCAAGGUGUUCCUGGAGAACGUGAUCCGUGAUGCCGUCACCUACACCGAGCACGCCAAGCAG
Messenger RNA from Gadus morhua (Atlantic cod), 237 nucleotides. RefSeq names its product histone H4-like. The annotation marks the transcript as partial. Gene Ontology annotation, molecular function: protein heterodimerization activity; DNA binding; structural constituent of chromatin. The record is from RefSeq and is a predicted model, not a curated record. Gene Ontology annotation, cellular component: nucleosome. The transcript has a single exon. NCBI's taxonomy places the organism in Eukaryota, Metazoa, Chordata, Actinopteri, Gadiformes, Gadidae.